Brachypodium distachyon (stiff brome) is the source of this 2317-nucleotide messenger RNA. RefSeq names its product protein CPR-5. The record is from RefSeq and is a predicted model, not a curated record. The transcript has 5 exons. Gene Ontology annotation, biological process: defense response; leaf senescence; trichome morphogenesis. The coding region runs from base 111 to 1673 and encodes 520 amino acids. NCBI's taxonomy places the organism in Eukaryota, Viridiplantae, Streptophyta, Magnoliopsida, Poales, Poaceae.
AAGUGCCACCGAAAAUCGAACGAACGCGCGGCGCAACGCAACGGGCACACAAAAAAGACAGAACAGGGGAAGCAAACUUAACCCUACCUUGACCAGAGGGUCCCUUUCCGAUGGACGACGGGGCCCACGCCGCCGCCGGCGACUCGGCGGAGGCGUCCUCGUCGGCGUCCUCUUGCGGCUCGGCCUCCCAGCGAUCCUCCCGGCCGCACAAGGGGGUGCGCCUGCGGCUACCGCUACGGCGGCGGCGGCCGUUGGCCGUUAGGGGAGGAGGAGGGGGCGACGGCGGCGGCAGCGGCAGCAAGGGCGCCGGUGACAGCGUGCAGGAGGAACUUGCGCUGCCUCUCGGGAUGUCCUUCGCGGCGGUUCUCGCGCAGGUUCUGAAUAAAAGCGCUGUUUCUGGAGGCAGAUUACAGCCUGAUUUCCUUUCAAAGAUGUGUACCUCAGCAGUGAAGGAGUCCUUAACAAAUAUAUAUGGCGACAGGUUUGAUAGUUUCAUUGGAAACUUUGAGAAAUCAUUUGGCAGUACACUGAAGACCCUUCAUCGUAUUAAUGAGGCACCUGUCUAUGAGCAAGAUAUCCCUCAAAGUUCUCACAGUGAUGGUAAUCUUGUGGCUGAUACCAAAUUGAGUGGUGCUGAUUCACAAGGCCUGAUACAUGAGGUUCAGCAGAAUACGCUCUUGAAUUCCACGAAUAAGGAGAUUAUUCUUCAUGCUGGCAUUAAUCAGCAGCUAGUUCAGCUCCCUCGUUCUAGAUCUGGACCAGAAUCUGAUCAGGACAUCCUGAAUGUAUUUGAGAGAUCUUUGAAUGAGCAAGUUCGUUCAAAUGAGCUCAAAGAACUUGAAAUAGGACUUAGUAUGAGGAAGUUGCAACUAAAGCAGUCUCAGCUAGCUCUCGGUUCCUACUCGCACAUGUUAGACAAGAUCAAGAUUUCUAUGGGAUUUCAGAAAGCUGCUUUCAAAGUGGAGAAAUUUAGGACUCAGAUGGAGGACACAAGACAUGCAGAACUUCUCAAGAGGCUUAUAGAUAUGCUUCUUACAGCAGUUGUUUUUAUGUCUAUCUGUUUCGGAUAUGGAACAUAUAUUUAUUCGUACCAGCGCAUAACAGCUGUUACCGCAGCUUGUGCAGCUGGUUCAAGGGAGUCUAAAUCUUGGUGGAUGCCAAAUUCAGUAUCAGCUUUCAACUCUGGAUUGCUGUUUUUCAGAUGUCAUGUAAUAGCAGCAACAAGGAUAUCUUUCGGGGUGUUGAUAAUUCUAUUGAUUGCUUGGUUGAUAUUCCAGCGCUCUGCAAUGACUGGGCCGAACAUGCCAAUAUCAUUCAAUCUUGUGUUACUGGGAGUUGUUUGCGGUUUUGUUGGAAGGUUCUGCGUUGACACACUUGGCGGGGAUGGAAAUGUCUGGCUUGUAUUCUGGGAGAUCCUUUGCGCCAUCCAUUUACUUGGAAACAGUUAUCCAUCUCUUUUACAUCGAGGCCUUUAUGGUCCUAUUUCUGUGACGCACAGACCCAAGGCUGUUGGUUUGCCAUAUUGGGUUCGCCGAUACAUAUUGUAUGCUGUGCUGUCCUUCAUCCUUCCAUGCUUGGCUGGUUUGCUGCCAUUUGCAUCUCUAUCAGAUUGGAGGGAACACGCAGUCGAAUUAAUAAGGUCCAGAUUCACUGCAAGUGACAUUGAGACUUGAGAUUGGAUGUGGUCAUCAGCAUGGCAGCAGAACCUUGAGAAGUUUUGUCAGGUGGAACAAACAAUAAGCGCUUGCGCGAGGUUGUACCUGCUCUCUGAAGAUGAGUUUGUCUCACAAAUGACCAAGAUGAAGCAUAAGUUCAAGUGUAGCAAGAAUUGCAGCUAGUUUUGCAUGGCUUGUUUUUGACCCCUCAGGCCUCUGGCAGAUAGUCGUGCUCAUUCUGUCACAACCCAAAAUCAAGAGCGAGAUACUAUACUUCUAUGUAAUUUCUCUGUCGGAAAUGUUCAAUAUAUUAUGUAGAUUAUUACUCACAAAAAAAAAGUAUGUAGCGGUUUGUUAUGUAGCUUUUUUUUUGGCCCUGGUGUGUGUGGACCAUGUCCUCGGUGAAUAUGUUGGUUCCUCUCUUCCUUUUCUCCUUCAGCAUCCUGUAUUCCUGUGUUGCCUGAUGUUUAUUUGGUUGAUCAGCUGCUGCCAUCUGCUGCAGCCAUUCUUUUCUUUGGUCCGAUUGUUAGCUGUUUGUUUAGGCAAUGUUUCCUUGCAUGUAAGCUUUGUAAAUUGUAAUGUUAACAAGCUUAUUAAUUCGAGUGUGAUGUCUGUAAGUGUUGACAGUUGCUUUUGCAAUAAAUCCAAUCUGGGUUGAUGUU